GUAGCUGAAAAUAAUGAAAAUAAAUCCUUGCCUAUUCAACAUUUCAAACUUGAUACUUAAUGUUAUUAUUUGUUGUCUAAAUUCCUAUGUUUUAGUGUUUUACAUUUAAUUAAUUGGUUUGUUGUUUAAAAAAAGCAUUUUUGAGAUUCAAGGACUGUUGAAAUGUAAUAGCGUAUUAGUCGUCCUGUUGAGUAUCAGGAUUCUAAAUCGUAGUAUCACACUCAUACAUUAUCCUUAUGAACUUAAGAAUUUUGAGCAAAAUGGCGCGUAAUCUAUUCUGUGGUAUCGCUUUUACGGCACCGAUUGUGUAAUUUCGAUGUUAUCAAAACAAAACAAUCAACAAUAAUUUUUUUUAUAAUAUAAUAAUAAUAAUCUUUUUAACAGGAUAAUUAUAGAUUCUUAAUUUUAAUAUUUUAGACAGUUUUAUGAAAUUUAUAGUUACGGUUUUUAAAAGUAUUCCUAAUUUAACGAGUGAACAAAAUGAGUAAUCAAAGUUCAGCGGCUAAAGUCGGUGAGAUUUUCAGUGCUGCGGGUACUGCAUUCAGUAGAUUAGGCGAGUUGACAUUGACAUUGCAACCCACAAACGAUACUCCUACACCAAACAGCAAAUGGACUGAUGAUGAUAUAGAAAUGCUUCAAAGUGCUGUAAAGAAAUUCACAGAUGACUUGGCUAUUAUCUGCGACCAAAUCAAACAGCGGACAGUAUCACAAAUACAUACAACUCUCAAAAGAAAAUCUUAUGAGAAUCGAGCAAUCAAUCCUGCUACAUUGACAAGAACGCCAAUGUCCAUAACAUCACCAAUAUCAACAAAUAUACUUAGUACAAAAUGUAACUCUGCUGAUGUUACAUUAAACAUGUUAAAUGCACCUCAAGAACAUAAUUCUGGUUCAGAUGAUGUUCCUAGUGAAAAUAACCGACACAGCUUCAAUUGUGGUGUUGAUAUUGAAUAGCUAAGAUAAAAUUCUAAACAGAUUUACCUGACAUACCAAUAAUUAACUUAAAUUAAAAAGUUGUGUGAUCAAUUAUUGAUGGUUACUUAUUUAAUGGUCUCUUUUUUCUCCAUUUUAUAAAUAUUUAUAUAUUACUUCUUUUUUUCUUUCUUUAAUUUUAAUUUUUAUAUGUAUAUUUGUCAUUUUUAUUUCUGUUUAUUUCAAUGUACUAUGAUAUUCAUGACAAGAGAACAAAAUUAAAUAUUUGAUAAAUAAUUAUAUUGCAUUCCUAAAUUUGCAAUGAUAAGUAUUGAUUUUUAAUUAAUUGUUCUACCAAGCAAUACAUAUGAUAUUGACAUUCGAUUAAGUUUAAUUUUAGUCAAAUCCUAAAAAUAAAAUGUGUAUUACAUAUUUUUAAUUAAUAAAACUGUCUAAAAUAAAAUCAUUCUUAAUGUAUGUAGAUAUAAUAGAUAGUAAAAUGAUUGUUUAUAAUAUGAAUAGGUUUUGUAUGUAUAAUUAUAUAUAAUAAGUGAUUAGUGCAAUUUAGAACAGUAUUUAUUUACUUGGUAGUUGGUAGAUAGGUGUUUUAAUUACCAAUCAUAAAUUGUUACAAAUAUUAUAUAUUUGUUUUAAACUUUUUUUUCAUUAUUUACUAUGAAGUAAAAUAAAAUUUAUUAAACAUUAGGACAAAAUUUAAAUAUUUUGAAUACCACAGUCUAAACUCUAAAUAUUAUAUUAUCUAAAUACAUAUUUAUAUUUAUGAUUGUUUUUCAAUAAUAUUUUAUUAGCAGACAGCAGUUCUCAUAAGAUGUAAAUAUAGUUGUAUGUUCUAUAGAAAAAUAUAACUAAAAAUAGUAAUUUCUCACCUGUUGAGUAUGUAUGUCAUUGUCAAUUAUCAAUAUAUUCUGUGCUUUGGAUUAAAAUAAACUAUAAUA
Aphis gossypii (cotton aphid) is the source of this 1865-nucleotide messenger RNA. RefSeq names its product chromatin complexes subunit BAP18. The transcript is spliced from 4 exons. Gene Ontology annotation, cellular component: NURF complex; MLL1 complex. The record is from RefSeq and is a predicted model, not a curated record. Bases 481 to 951 code for a protein of 156 amino acids. NCBI's taxonomy places the organism in Eukaryota, Metazoa, Arthropoda, Insecta, Hemiptera, Aphididae.